AGAUCACCACAAGGCAUUUUUCUCCAAAAAUAGACAUGAGGCGGGCAAUAUGGCGAAUUGCACAAUGACAUUUCAAACACAGAUACUGAUCAAAUGUUUCUCGCAUAACAUAAAUAAAUAGCAGAUCUAUAAUUCUAAAAGACUAAUCACGUGAAAGAAGGAUCUUCUGCUUGGAAAUGCUUAACAAAUAUAUCCUUCUUACAGAUAUGCUGUUCUAAAAUUGAUGCUACACUUGUUUCUCACAGGGUUCGUGGUCAAAACGAGCAAUUGAAGUGGAAAGCCCUCAGGCCAUGUUGCAAUGGGAUGAAUUAGCUAAACCCAUUGACAGCACUUGUGCUCAGGCCAUUCAUUCAAGACCAGAAGCACAAAGUUCAAAUUGGGUUCCUACAAAUUCUGGCAGAGAAUACCAAGGAAAUGCCUCAAUGGGCAAGGAUUUGCAGAUAGGAGUAGCAAGUACUCCAGACUUGCAGAUUAAUGCUGAAGAAGGGUCAAAAGAUGAAGAGACAUUGAUUGGAAAGCUAGAGGAUCUGAACACCGCUCAAAAGAGUGAGUUAAGAGGCGAGGAUACUGCCAAUGGUGUUCUGACCAAAGAAACAGGAACUUAUAAUAACACGACGACGAAAGAGAUGCCCUCACUUGAACUCAGUUUGAUGCAACACAGAGAAUUUGGAGACAGUGGGACCACGGUGCAAGAACGCAAUAUACUGAGGCACUCGGGCCAAUCAGCAUUCUCAAGGUAUGGUGGCGGUACUACUGCUACAACUUCUGCUAACAAUCAGGCUCCAACUGGAAAUGUGGGAAGCUGCUCUAAUGUUGACAACACCAACAACAACAACACCAACAACAACGACUACAACAACAAUAGUUCGGAAGUAGCAAAAACAGGAUCAAUGCAUAAUUCAAGUAGCAUACCCAAUCAGCAGUCGAAUGGCAGUAGUAACAAUAUCCAUGAUGUGGGCUCAUCAACCAAUAAAAUUCCAGUGAAGCCACCAGAAACUAAGAUCCCGUUUGGAAAAGUUGAAUCUGUGGCACAGGCGGCCUUGGUACAGUCGAGGGUGAUGAUGCAACAGCAGCAGGUUCAAGUUCAGCACCACCAUCACCAUUACCAUCACCAUCAUCACCAUAUGCAUAGCCAGCAGCAACAACAACAUCAAAAUGACUCUUUGCCGGUUAGAGGAAAUGGUGAAGAUGCUCCACACUAUAUGUUAGGGGGUGAAGGAAACUACACGAGUGCAUCGGGAAGUAACAAUGGAAGCAAUGGGCAGGAUGAAAGCAACGCUGCCGUGGUUGGCGAGGAAACAACUAACGACAACAUGGAUACUGAAGACGAGACGGAAGCAAUAUGGAAAGCUGGCGGUGGUGAGAGUGGAAGUGGGAGCAGGAGCGGGGUGGUGGACCAAAGUCCACAAGCGCUCAGGGAGGCAGCCUUGAACAAGUUCCGGCAGAAAAGGAAAGAGAGGAACUUCGGUAAAAAGGUUCGGUAUCAAAGCAGGAAGAGAUUGGCCGAGCAGAGGCCACGCGUCCGUGGACAAUUUGUGAGCCUGUCUUCUUCCCCCGACAACAACAACAACAACGACAAAGGCAAAGCAAGUGAUUCAAAUAGCUGACCUCGGCCUGCCUGGUCGCUCGAUGAUGGUGCUUGCAAUGUGUGUAUUAUGUGUACGUGGUGGCGGCGGCGGUGGUGGUAAGCAGCAUUGGGAUAUGGAGUCUAGUUACUGGCAGUUAAAAUAUGUUUGGUUGUUGGACCCCAUUAUUCAUUCCCACACGAUUGAUUUGUGUUUAUGUCUCUAGUCUUUAAAAUAAUUAUUUACUCGUAAUUAUUAGGACACACAAACACUUUGCUAGCGCUCAUUUACUAAUGAAUAACCACUUAACAAGCCCUGUGUUACUUGUUUCAUAAUUAUUGUACUCAUUUUGGACACUUUGAAAUAUUAAUUUUUUUUUAAUUUUACUUUCUGGAUUAUUCAGUCAUGCUUUUUUCAUUAUUAACUAUUAACAAUCUGAGUUUAUGUAUGUUUCUUCUUUAAAGGAAGUGUGUAUAACCCAUGCUCACAGAGGCCCUUGUACCGCACCUGGUUGGUAGGAUUGUCCACUAUUUGGAAAUCAUUGGCAUUGAAAACAAGAGUGCAGUUGUUAUCUUUGGUAAAUCGAUGGACAGACAAUAGAUUGGAGGUAAGGGAAGGGACAUAAUGAAGAGUAGAAAGGUGGUAUUUACCAUUAGGAGUAUGGACAAAACCUGAGCUAGAGUGUGUGAUGGGUAGGGAUUGACCAUUUCGUACGGUAAUAACAUCAGUACCGGUGU
Cuscuta campestris is the source of this 2302-nucleotide messenger RNA. Lineage: Eukaryota; Viridiplantae; Streptophyta; Magnoliopsida; Solanales; Convolvulaceae. The record is from the annotation of a GenBank genome assembly.